AAUUAUGAAUCGUGAAUGUAAAGGCAAUGAUAAUAAAUUGAGAAAUGUUUUGUGUAGGGCGCGCAGAAAAUAUCAUUGCCGUAUUCGGCGAACAAAACCAUGACUAUCAGACAAAUUCUCAGCAAUUUCUUCAGUCUGGAGAAACUCGACAAGGCGCCGCGAGAAGUCUUCACGCCCGAGCUGCAAAAGGAUCUAUUACUGCUGGAGGAACAGGAAGGCUCGGUGAACUUCAAGUUUGGCGUAAUCUACGCGAGGGAGGGACAGACCACCGACGACGAGAUGUUGUCUAACGAGAGAGGUAGCCCGGGCUUCGAGAGCUUCCCGGAGAUCCUAGGUGAGAGGAUACGGCUCAAAGGUUGGGACAAAUAUAGGGGCGGCUUGGAUGUGAAAGGUACGCUGAUGACACGGAAUAUUGGCAAUGCAAACUCGCAAACUCGAGAUCUGCAAUCAGAAAAGGCCUGCAAUCGUCAUUCGCCUCUUCAGAUUUGUUACACUGGCGGGAUUUGA
Molecule: messenger RNA, 507 nt
Organism: Wasmannia auropunctata (little fire ant)
Lineage: Eukaryota; Metazoa; Arthropoda; Insecta; Hymenoptera; Formicidae
Product: GTPase-activating Rap/Ran-GAP domain-like protein 3
Exons: 4
Coding region: 100-507 (135 amino acids)
Biological process (GO): regulation of small GTPase mediated signal transduction; activation of GTPase activity
Cellular component (GO): cytoplasm
Molecular function (GO): GTPase activator activity
Source: RefSeq, a predicted model, not a curated record